AUGAGUCUUAUAAAAUCGUUACUUCAUCUUAAAAUUAAAAAACAAGAUCAUUUCAUACUUCGCGUCAUGUGAGGUUUCCUGCUGUAAUAACGAUAACGCUAACGGUACGAUAUUGAUAACGAAUAAGAUAACGAUGACGAUGAUGAUGAUGAUGACGCUCAUAACGAUGACAAUGACGCUCCUGGCGAUGACAAUGACGCUCAUGACGAUGACAAUGACGCUCAUAACGAUGACAAUGACGCUCAUAACGAUGACAAUGACGCUCCUGGCGAUGACAUUGACACUCCUGGCAAUGGCGAUGAUGAUGACAGUACCGUUAAACUCACUCGCAGGCUUCAAUGUAUUUUAACUGCAUGUCGUUACAUCAAGGGCCUUGAUGAACUCAAAGUUUUAUAUCUCAUCAGGAAGACGAACACUGCUUCUUUUAAUUUUGCCUGUUAAUUACAAAUUGUUAUCUUAUUUCGUUACAAAAACUUUUCAAAUCUGUGAGACUUGUAUUUCAUACUACAAGGCAUUCCGCUUUGCAUGAUAUUCCUCUGUUCCAUCUUCCGUCUUCUGUAAACGUAUUUCGGACCUUGCUCGCUUCGCAACGUUAGCGGCUCUUUUGGCCAUUACUCGCUGAUUGAAAUGGUAAAAUGUUCUCUCUUCGAAUAAUAACAAUUUUUCUUUAAAGUUUCCAGGAUGUUCAAAUCCAUAGGAAGCAGUAGCUAUCAAAAUUUCGGUCGAUAAACAUUAAAUUGUCAGAAUAUAGCUGAUUGACACGUCCCAACCGUACCUUAGGUGAGUGUUAAGUCACGAUUGAUACCAACAUGUCAACAUCUAUAAAAACGAAUUACAUCUAGCUUAACUUCCCAAACUAAUCGUUCUUAUAAAACAGACUAAAUGUACGAAAAUCAUCGUGACUCGGUUGAUUGUGCAAGAAUGGCUAAACAUGAUUCCUUAUUUAGGGCAAUAUAACACCGAUAACUCGAAUCCCCAAACUUCAGCCAUUUUUCGUUUCCCUGUAUUGAAACAUUUUCAGCAAGAUGCCAGCGUCAGCUACUUAAGAAGCAAAAAUAAGAUGAUAAGAUGGUAAAGAACGUGAAUUUAGCUGUUAAUAUUUCGCUGUUAGCAUUUCGUAGUAAUUUAGCACCUUGCAGGGGAGGGCGAUAAAGGACGAAGAAGUCUGGAAACUGGUAACAAGGAAAUCGACGACACUGACCUACCACUCAUAAUAGUAAGCAUCAAGCUGUGACUUGAUCAAUAUUUAUGAUGUAGCGGCUUGAUAUCUAGGUGAGAAUACGAGUUUAAUUUACAGACAAAGCAUACGUUUCCUUCCUCCCUGUUAAUGGCGACUGCAACGCGUGUCGAAGAACUCACCGACCUGUUUUCUGAUCUCCGCGAAAGAUCAUUGAAGAGCGGCGAAAAUGUUGAAAACAUUCGAGCGGAAUUCCUACGGCAGGUAGGAACGGAUCCUGCACAAUCGAGUUUUCUUCAUAAGAAUAGCCUAAAAUGGUUCGUGAUUGUUUUUUUACCCGUUGUUUUGGCUUUUGCUGGUUACUACUUCGACGUGAUCGAGCUGCUGCAUGUUAAAGAAGAACCAUGUCUUAUGAACGUCAAUGAGAUUUUCAUCGAGGUCACAAGGAAACGAACAAACUGCACUCUUUUGUGCGAAGGUUUGACCGAAAUUCCCCGGGUUUCUGGCUUAUCGAAACAGGAUUUCACUUCAAAAUAUGCGUACACUGGAAGACCCGUCGUUGUCGUCGACGGUGCGAAAAACUGGUCAGCCAUUGAUCGCUUCAACUUUACGUUCUUCAAAGAACUCUUCGACAAGAACAAAGACGCGUAUCGAGUAAACGAAGAGGAGUGUCAAUUCUUUCCCUAUAGAACAGAGUUUAUUUCUCUUGAAGAGGCCAUGAACAUGUCAAAAGAAAGAUCAGAGUGGAAAGCAGAGCCAUGGUAUUUCGGUUGGAGCAAUUGUGACCCUGUAAUCAGACAAGAGUUGCGCACUCACUAUCAGUUACCAUAUUUCUUGCCAAAACAAUCAGAAACUAGUGAACAGGACUGGAUUUUCAUGGGAGGGCCAGGACCUGGGGCCCAGAUACAUAUUGAUAGCGUGGAUCGUCCAUCGUGGCAAGCCCAGCUGUCAGGACAGAAGAUAUGGACUCUUAUCCCUCCACCUGAGUGUGAAGAAGUCUGUACUCCCAAAUUAGCAACUACAAUGAAAAAGGGAGAAGUCAUUAUUGUGGACACAAAUCAGUGGUAUCAUUCAACAAAGGUUUUGCCUGGAGAGCUCAGCAUUACUAUUGGAGCAGAAUAUGACUAAAAUGAUUUCCCUUAACAAUGUGAAUAUUUUUUUUUUCUGAAAACUGUCUUUUUUUCCUUUUUAACAAAACUGUUUGUUUCAGUAAGUAAAUAAUUUUUUUUUAAUAACUUGUAAGAUGCAAUUGCUUAUGUUCUGAAAUGAACUGACCAAUAUUGUUUGGCUGAAAGAAGGUCAUGAUGCAUUUCAAAGGAGAUACCGGGUAAUUAGUUAAUAAUAUAUCAUGAUAGACAAAUUUGAGCAAGAUAGAAUAAAAUAAUUUAAUUGAUAUUAGAGUAAGUCUGUAAGGAAAAAACUGUGCCACUCCAAUUACUUGACAAGUUGUUCACUUGUGGCAGGAAGAAUAAACAAGAUCUAGCUUAAAAUGUAGUUGACCCUUACCCAUUUAAGUUACUGUACAUGCUAUUUAAUAAGAUUAUAUUUAAUUACUUUGCAUCCAGUUUGACAUUCAACUUCUAGCAGCAUUGUAAGUUUCACCUCAGAACAGCUUCACUUUCAGACCAUUACUGAGAUGAGGUCUUUCAAUACUUAAUAAGUAGUUCAUUCCUGAAGCAAUCAAUAGAAUUCACAGCUGACCUCUUGGCAAUUUUUAAGUUCUACUUAUAGUUUCUGAUACCCAUUUAUACUUAACAACUCAAUGUUGCCAUGCAUCUGUUCAGUAAUAUUUAGCUAUAGGUCACAGAUGACCUCAAAUUGUGGUACUACAGGUGUAAGUGCAGCAUUCCCAUUUACGUUCAUAAUUAAGUUUUUCUUAUUGUUUUUCGCAUUCUUUCACCCACUUAUAUUUAUAUUGUUAGAUUUUUUUGUAUAAUUUUGCUUUGUUUAAUUUUAUUUUGUAGAAGUUUCUUGGUAAAAUUCAGCACUAGAGUAUUAGAGUCCUUGAGAUCAAUGUCAAUUAUUUUACUGCGAUCAACUCCUAGUUUUCCGUCCUUUGUGCGAUGUUUGUAAGUGUUUUUCCUUGUCCAAUUGCUUUUCCUCUGUUGUUUACAUUUCUAUUCCUUGUACUUGUAUUUUGCAGUAAUGAGUAAUUAUUUUGUUCAGCCUAUUACAUAAUCGUGGUUUAUGACAGCCACCACUGACAAAAGAAAAGUUUCUUACCUAAUGACACAACACAAUGGAGGAGUUUAGGGCCCCCAACCUAAAUAUUUUAUUGCAUAAUGACCACUUUGCCACCUGCCCCUCUCAAAGAGGUUUGCAAUUAAUGACUGACAAAAACUUAGAUGACAUGAUUUAGAAUAUUCUAUGUACAAGGCUAAAAGAUUAGGAAAAAUUAUUAAAAUGUUUAUGAAGC
This is a messenger RNA of Stylophora pistillata, 3593 nucleotides long. RefSeq lists its product as uncharacterized. Gene Ontology annotation, molecular function: 2-oxoglutarate-dependent dioxygenase activity. NCBI's taxonomy places the organism in Eukaryota, Metazoa, Cnidaria, Anthozoa, Scleractinia, Pocilloporidae. The record is from RefSeq and is a predicted model, not a curated record.